AUGCAACGUUUUGAUGCAUUUUCAAAACCUAUUGCGGAAUUUCGCAUUAAAACUGCAUUUGGUGGAUAUCUUACUAUCCUAAGUAUUUUAACAAUGCUAUUUCUGUUUUACUCAGAACUUCGUUAUUAUUUGAAAGUAAAUAGGAAUGAUGAAAUUACUGUUGAUAAAACUUUAGCUGGUGGAAAUGUUAAUAUAAAGAUGCUUGUGGAAUUUCCAAAAUUACCUUGUGAAGUAGUAGGACUUCGUAUACUUAAUACCCAAGAUAAUACAGAAUUUUCACAUCCAAAAGAUAGCAUUAUAUAUAUUCCAAUAAAUCCAUUAAAUGAAGAAUCUAAUAUAGGAUCAUCUUGUGGUUCUUGUUAUAAUCCCUCUAAAAAGAACCAUUGUUGUAAUACUUGCUCUGAAGUAAUAAGAUCCUAUCAAGAAGAUAACAUAAAACUUCCACAAAAAAUUAAUUUUGAACAAUGUAAAUUUGAUCCAAGAGAACGUUUAGAGAAAGCUAUUUCAGCUCCUUUAAAUAUUUCAGGAUGUAAAAUUAAAGUAGAUAUAAAUAUUCCAAAAGUUAAGGGAAGAAUUGAAAUUUCUCAUAAACGUUGGAUGAAUUAUAAUGAGAUGACUAACUUAGAUAUAUCAGAAGCCCAUUUAUAUAAUUUUUCAUAUAUUGUUAAAUAUUUGCAUUAUGGUGAUGAUUUACCAGGAAUUAAUAAUAUAUGGAAUAACCAAGAGUACAUACAAACUGCUAAAUUUACUCAUAAUAAAGAAUCUGAUAAUCUAUUUUUAGAGGAUGCUCAUUUAGAUAUUGAUAUGCAUUGUAUUCCUACACAAUUUAAUUCUAUAAAUAGUAAAAAAACGAAAAUUGGACACCAAUUUUCUGUAAGGAAACAGAGUAAACAAGUUAAUGUUUUAAAUAAUGGCCGUUUUGUUCCAGAAACAUCUUUGCCAGGAAUUUACAUAAAUUAUGAUUUCACCCCUUUUAUUGUAAAGAUAACAGAAAGUAGAAGAUCAUUUUUAUCAUUUUUGACUGAAUGUUGUGCAAUUAUAGGAGGUAUAUUUGCAUUUUCAAGUAUGAUUGAUAUAUUUAUGUUUAAAUUGUCAUCAUUUUUAAAUAGGAUACAUAAUAGUAAUAAUAAGCAUGUAGUUUUACAGAAUUUUUAA
Molecule: messenger RNA, 1155 nt
Organism: Cryptosporidium muris RN66
Lineage: Eukaryota; Apicomplexa; Conoidasida; Eucoccidiorida; Cryptosporidiidae
Exons: 1
Coding region: 1-1155 (384 amino acids)
Cellular component (GO): COPII-coated ER to Golgi transport vesicle; endoplasmic reticulum
Source: RefSeq, a predicted model, not a curated record